UUGCGCGCCAUUUUCUUUUUCUUUCCCCGCCUGUCAUUUUUGGUUAAGAAACCGUUCUCCCCAUUCCUAAGUUUAAUAGAGACUCGAAGAAGAAGAGGUUACUAUUUCCCACGUGUCUGUCGAUCCACCCAGUCCUUCGAUCGCCGAGCUCCUAGUCCGCAGUCGCCUCGUCCUACGCAUCCUAAUUCGAGAUUUCCCUCAUAUCUCACGAUUGUCGUCUCUCAACACCUGCGGUCUCCGACUGGAAUCGAAGAGCACAGUUGCCGUGUCAUGGAAAUAUCUUGAUGGUCUUCUGAUACUAUCGGUCAAUGGGAGGGUUAUACAUCAUGGGAAACCAACACGCCACUCGCGAAUUGUUGGGGUAUCUUCGCAUUGCGUCUCCAAUCGUCCUUCUCCUCGUCUUUGUGGCCUCUUUCAUUGCCAGCUCCGUUGUUACGGCCCGAAAUGCGAACAAGAACACCAAUGCCGUCCACACGGGGCCUGGGGGGAGACCACUCCCUAAGCGGUCAAGGAGCACGAUGACCGUCAUCAAGACACCCCAGAAGUUUUCCCGAAAUACGAAGCUGUUAUUCAAGUGGCUUUCCGUCGGGGUUCUUUUGACGAUUGCUGCGGACGGCGCCAUUAAUAUCGCCCAUGUCAUGAUUGCGAGAUCGGAGCAUUGGUGGUGUGGUCAAUCUGUCGUGAUCUACGUUGUGGGGUCAUUUUUCGACUACGCGAUUAUUCUCGUCUCGUUACUGGAUACCAAUCCGUCUCCGACUUUUGCCCAGUUCAUUCCAUGGCUAGCAGCAGUCCCGGUCGAGCUGAGUAUUCUAGGUUCCUCUCUUUCCAUCUAUGCUGGCGCACACCGUGAACCCGUGGUUGGGGAUCCUACUGGCGGCCGCCUGAGACAAGGUAUAACGCCAUGGGAGUUAACGGAGGUGAUUUUGAACUGCGUCAGGGUACUGUUUCUCAUGGCUAUGGUCACGGUAUAUAUGUUCAGUUCAAUCAACGUUAAUUCCAAGAGAGCCCAAGGUCACGUCAAUGGCGUCACUGAGUCCACGGGACUGCUCAGCGCCCACCAUGCAGAGAAUGGGAAUGCCUAUGGUUCAACUAACGGUCACGCGCAACCUUCCAAACCCGCCGACCCAUGGGUUCGCCCGACUACCGUUCCGUCAACCAGUUGGUGGGAGUAUCUCAGUGGCUAUUCGCUGUUCUUCCCCUAUCUAUGGCCGUCCAAGUCCCGCCAGCUACAAGUGGUCGUCGUCAUUUGUUUCGUACUGAUCGUCCUGCAACGGAUUGUCAAUGUCUUGGUCCCGUACCAGGCCGGUGUCAUCACCAACAUUCUCUCUAAAGGGGAUGGCGAGUUUCGGGUCCCGUGGUUCGACAUUUGCCUCUACAUCCUCUAUCGGUGGUUGCAGGGUAACCAGGGACUCAUUGGGUCUUUGCGCUCUAAUUUGUGGAUUCCUGUGAGCCAGUAUUCCUACAUGGAGCUGUCGACAGCGGCUUUCGAACACGUGCAUAGUCUCAGCCUCGAUUUCCACCUAGGGAAGAAGACGGGUGAGGUACUCUCUGCCCUGAGUAAGGGUAGUUCGAUCAACACGUUCCUCGAACAAGUCACCUUUCAGGUCGUCCCUAUGUUGGUUGACCUGUGCGUUGCGAUUGUCUUUUUCCUCGUCUUCCUGGAUGCUUACUAUGCCCUUGUUGUCACCAUCGUAACGUUCUGCUAUCUCUAUGUCACAGUGCGCAUGGCACAAUGGAGAGCCGAAAUCCGUCGAGAGAUGGUCAACAAAUCCCGGCAAGAAGAUGCCGUCAAGAACGAUUCAAUGGUCUCCUAUGAGACCGUGAAAUACUUUAACGCGGAAGACUAUGAGUUUGGCAGAUACCGAAAUGCUGUGUCCGAUUUCCAGAAGGCCGAAUACCACGUGCUCUUCUCCCUCAACCUUCUGAACACGUCACAGAACACCGUGUUUAUGCUAGGUUUGCUGAUUGCAUGCUUCAUUGCGGCUUAUCAGGUGUCCUUAGGACAGCGGGAUGUUGGCCAAUUUGUGUCGCUUCUCACGUACAUGGCCCAAUUACAGGGGCCUUUGAACUUCUUCGGUACCUUCUAUCGUUCCAUCCAGUCGGCCAUGAUCAAUUCCGAGCGAUUGUUGGAACUGUUCAGAGAACAGCCCACAGUGAUCGAUCGACCCAGUGCCAGGCCUCUGCCGGUCUGCAAGGGUGACAUCAUGUUCGAAAAUGUGGAGUUCUCGUACGACACCCGGAAACCCGCCUUGAAUGGGUUGACGUUCCGCUGCGAGCCAGGGACGACAACCGCUCUGGUGGGUGAAUCGGGCGGUGGCAAGUCUACUGUCUUCCGGUUACUCUUCCGGUUCUAUAACGCCUCGCGGGGCCGGAUUCGUGUAGAUGGGCACGACGUCGAAGGGAUUACUAUCGAUUCGCUUCGGAGACACAUCGGAGUUGUGCCACAGGACACUGUGCUCUUCAAUGAGACACUGAUGUACAACCUGAAAUAUGCCAAUCAGAACGCGACGGAUGAGGAAGUCUACGAAGCUUGCCGUGCUGCUAGCAUCCACGACAAGAUCAUGUCCUUCCCCGAUGGAUACAAUACCAAGGUUGGUGAGCGUGGUCUACGGCUUAGCGGAGGAGAAAAACAGCGGGUUGCCAUUGCUCGGACGAUUCUCAAGAACCCGCGGAUCAUUCUCUUGGAUGAAGCAACUGCUGCCCUAGACACAGAAACCGAGGAACACAUCCAAGGCGCGCUGUCUAGCCUCGCUCUUGGCCGUACCAUGCUUGUCAUUGCCCAUCGACUUAGUACGAUCACGACGGCGGACCGCAUCGUUGUCUUGCAUGAGGGACGAGUAGCCGAAAGUGGUACUCAUGAUCAAUUGCUGGCUAUGAAAGGCCGAUACGCGAGCAUGUGGCGUAAACAGAUUCGCGCCCAAAGAGCAGCCGCGGAAGCCCAAGUGCUUCAAGAUCGCGCUCAACGCUUGCGUAGUGCAUCCACAUCGGGUGCCGCCGAUGAUAGUUCCAGUCAGUCUGAUGAGGACCGGAAUGGCAAUGUCCACCCCGCCGGGGCCCGUCCAGGCUAUCCUACCAACAAGCCUGGCAACGAUGGUCGAAAAUGACAGGACAUGGCUCGGUGAGCAAUUAGUAUGUAUAGAGAGACAUCUACGGACGGAGACGUCCCUGCAUCCGCACCAAAUUUGUUGGAUGACGGAUGAGGUAGCGCAUUCUCGGGGUUUGACACAACAUCCAGGGACCAUUUCGAUUUUGAAUUUGCUGCUUAGGUGCACUUGCAUUGUAAGCCCUUCACGACUGCAUGACACAUGUUCACU
Messenger RNA from Aspergillus ibericus CBS 121593, 3314 nucleotides. It is a transcript of the gene hmt1, whose product is annotated as putative vacuolar ABC heavy metal transporter (Hmt1). Lineage: Eukaryota; Fungi; Ascomycota; Eurotiomycetes; Eurotiales; Aspergillaceae. The coding region runs from base 309 to 3104 and encodes 931 amino acids. The record is from RefSeq and is a predicted model, not a curated record. Gene Ontology annotation, cellular component: membrane. Gene Ontology annotation, biological process: transmembrane transport. The transcript has 3 exons. Gene Ontology annotation, molecular function: ATP hydrolysis activity; ATP binding; ABC-type transporter activity.